Molecule: messenger RNA, 780 nt
Organism: Penicillium subrubescens
Lineage: Eukaryota; Fungi; Ascomycota; Eurotiomycetes; Eurotiales; Aspergillaceae
Product: BTB/POZ domain-containing protein
Exons: 2
Coding region: 1-780 (259 amino acids)
Molecular function (GO): protein binding
Source: RefSeq, a predicted model, not a curated record
AUGGAAGACUCCAAUCUGACCACGAUGACAGAGGUGUGCUGUGCGAGUGAGUUUGUUGCAAACGUUCUUCCACUCUACUGUGGUCCCUAUGUCAGAUUGCAAGUGGCGUCCAGUGACCGAGAAUAUACGGUGUCUAAAAGUCUUCUCUGUACCAUGUCGCCGUACUUCUCAGCACUGCUUGAGGGGCCAAUUCUAGAGACCCAACACAGUGUGUUCACUCUCCAAAAAGUUGAAGGCGUCGUUUCAGAUCAGAGCUUAGAGGCUCUGAUUCAGUGGUUGUACCUCCGUGCGGUAGUUUUCGCCGUGGAUGACCCUACAGAGCAGAUCUCCGCAGCAAUAGAGCUAGCAAGGCUGGCCGAUAUGUGUCGUAUCAGUGGGUUAGCAGCGCCCAUGGCCGAGUAUAUCCAAAAGGUUGUUCUCAGUAACCCAAGCCCCGAGUCUGAUCCUUAUUGGCGGCACGCAGAUACCAAUACCCACUAUAUAACUUCCCAACACAUUGCUUCCGCAUGCACGCUACCACCAAAACACCCUGUUCGUCAUGUCCUCGCUAAAGCGUCGGUGGAGGGAUAUCUUCGGCAACAAGAUUACAAAUUCUUUGAGGAGACCCAACUUUAUCCCUCCUUUGGGGCUGACUUGCUCGCAGAAGUGAGCAUGGCCCUCGGUGGCCUUAUAUCCAAUAGCAAUGUGGCUUUUGAGGAUCCUAUCAGUGGAGUCAGAGUGGAACUCAAUACACGGAAAUCAAUACAAUGGGGCACUGCUGAUAAUGGAAUGACAAGUUAA